Candidula unifasciata is the source of this 3009-nucleotide messenger RNA. NCBI's taxonomy places the organism in Eukaryota, Metazoa, Mollusca, Gastropoda, Stylommatophora, Geomitridae. The record is from the annotation of a GenBank genome assembly.
UCGAGCCAGGAGAACCUGGCGGAUGAACAAUCGCCAACACCUGUACUUUACUGGGAGAAUGGCAAGCCGACUGCUAAUGGUCCUGGACGUUCAUGUCUGUGUGGUCGGGAAGGAGUCUGUGGAGGUUCUGAUUCUUCAAGGGGACAAAGAACCAGGCUGUGUAACUGUGACGCAAGGGACAACAAAACUAAAUCAGACGCUGGGAUCAUCGACAACAAGGAUUUACUUCCCUUGGAUAAGAUCGUCAUUGGAGAGAAUGUACCCUAUGAAGGAGUAAUCAUCACUGUUAGCGAUCUGUACUGUGCCCAGAAACCAUUGCAUGAUAAUGAGUGCGCUGGCUGGAACUCCUGUCCUCAUACGGCCACCUGUGUUAACACACCUGGAAGCUACUACUGUACCUGCAAUUCGGGAUACCUGCAGACAGGACCAACAUCGUGCCAAGAUAUCAAUGAGUGUGCUAACUCAAACCUCAGCAACUGUGACACCAAUGCUCACUGCGAGAACCUAGAUGGCGCCUACAGGUGUAUUUGUAAUCGCGGAUUCCAAGGAGAUGGACAUAGCUGUGCUCCUGUUGGCGAGUGUUUCUGUUUUGGAGACACUCACUGUCGCACAUAUGAUGGUCGGUGGUUGGAUGUUCAAGGUAUCAAUGAGUAUGUUCUUUCUCAAGAUGGCUGCUCUCCGGGAGAACCUCGCAGUUUCAGAAUUACUAUACAGACCUGGAAGAAGGGCGGCACCAGGCCUGGUCAUUACUCCUAUAUUAGGUCUGUACUCAUUUACAGUUCAAAGGUCAUACGGCUAGAUCAAGGUGGGCAGAUCAUCGUUGAUGGCUCCAGGGUCAGAUAUUACAAGGAGAAAAAUUACUUGACCAUCCAAAAAGUCAGAGGGAAUAUUGAAGUGAAAACCUUGUUUGGACUCGGGGUGUUAUGGGAUGGGGAAAGUAUUGUAAAAGUGUUAAUACCAAAAACGUUCAGCAAUUCGCCGUGUGGCUUAUGUGGCAACUACAAUGAUAAAUUUGAAGAUGACACUGUGUGCGGACCUGGUUGCCCGCCGACUGCUGGGAAUCUGACAAAGAAUGAGGCAUUAUUCAGUGAGUCUUGGAUCGCGAGCAAGAACACUGGACCCAUCAACUGCAGCCCUGACCAGCCGCAGCAGGUGGACGAUCUCUGCUUCUAUCCUCGGCGUUUUGUGCAGGCUGAAAUCAAUGCUCUCAUGAGCACAAAAACGUCCGUGUUUCAGGAAUGCCUGAAGCAGAAGAAACCAGACCACCUGAGAAAACUGAGAGAAAAGUUUGAGUACGAUUUAUGCCACGCAGAGAAAGAUUUGGACAAGGAAAUUUGCAGAGUCGCUGAGAUUCUGGCAUGGGAUUGUUUGGAAAAUGAGGAAAUCCCUAUCAGCGGUUGGGCGUCUCGUAUCAGGGCUUGUGAAGAAAAACCAAGAUGCCCAAACAACAUGGUCCACAGAACGUCACCCAAUGCCACAUUCCCAGUUCGAACUUGUGACAACGAAACCGAGAAUGUUGACGAGAGCCAAGAAUGUUUCUGCCAACAAGGGCAAGUCUUGGAAGGCGACAGGUGCAUCAAGCCCGAGCAGUGUGGUUGUUUCUAUAAAAACGGAUACCUGGCUGCUGGAGAUUUCAGCACUCAAGCGGACUGCAGUAAAAUUGAAUGUCAGGGUAAAAAUGUGACAAGACAAUUACCUGCAGAACUCAGCAGUAAUGAAGAAUGUGCAAUGGUGGACGGUUUGACAGUCGUUCGAUGCGAAAAGGGUUAUAUCAAGGAUGAGAACAACCAAUGUAUACACAUUGAUGAAUGUGAUUACGCAGUCAGCAACUGUGAUGCCAACUCUGAAUGCGUAAAUGCGCCAGGUACCUACCAGUGUGAAUGCUGCGCCGGUUUUACAAAGGACAAGAGUGGUGCGUGCCAACGUGAUGAAGCUGUUGGACAAAUAACCAAGAAAUGCUGUGCGUGCCAUGGGAAGAAGUGCAAAGAAUAUGGAGUGGUGUGUGGUACAGAUGGGAAGACAUACCCCAGCUACAAGUCGCUAUACGUUGCUGCAUGCCGGGCUAACAAUGACCAACUGACAGUCAACUACAAAGGCUCCUGCAAGGAUAAGUGCCUUGAGGUGACAUGCAGCAAACAGUAUGCAGUCUGCACGGAAGUUGCCGGUAUACCUCAGUGUAAAUGUCCGGCCUGCAGGAACUCCACAUACAAAAGACGGUCCGAGAUGGUUUGUGCCUCAAACAGAGUCACUUACAGCACAAGAUGUCACAUGGAGGCGGCCACCUGUAAGGCUGAUAUAGAGACCACGGUCAAGGUUGAAUCUGUAGGCAAACCGUGCCUGCCUCCGCCAAAAACACAGGAGACAUCGUGGGGCGCCUGGUCAGCGUGUAGUGAGAGGUGCAAGCCGGGAAAUAAAACCCGCUCCAGAACUGGCUAUAGCAACAUCACCCAAUCCUAUGUACAGGAAACACAGUCUGAAACUUGCUACGGUACUUGUACGAAAGGACCAUGCUACCCCAGGCUAUGUCGAGGACCGGGUCAGGUCUGUGUUGUAACCACAGACAACACGGCCUCCUGUCAGUGCCCAGCAUGUGAGAACAGCAAGCAAGAGUUUGUUUGUGGCCACGAAUGUCUUUUGCAAAAAAUGGCUUGUGAGGAAUCUCAGCCGCUCUACAAGGUCCUAGAGAGGAGGGCCUGUGAAACGCGACCAGUGGACUGUGAUGUCGUGAGGAACUUUCAGGUAUACCAGGAUGACAAUGGCUGUCAGUCGUCAGGGGAGGUUAAUCUAGGCAAAUGUGAUGGUGGUUGUGAGAAUGUCAAGGAUCAGUGCUGCAUUGCUACAGAGUUUGCCAAACAGAUUGUUACUCUGGUUUGUCCUAAAGGUGUUGCAGUAGACAAAGAAUUGGUUUCACACUGUGAUUGUUGUAGAUUUCAAUCCACCUAUUGCUUGGCCUUGAAAACUACUGAGAGUUAUAUAAAUAAUCAUCUGCAUCAGAUAUACAAAUUAUAA